AUUCCUGCUUCUUAUUCAUCAAAAGAUUCAAGUUCAUUGCAAAGUUUUCUUGGUUUCUUAUGGAGGAUGAGAGAAACAACCACGGAGGCACCAGAUCGUGUUACAGAGGUGUGAGGAAGAGGAAGUGGGGGAAGUGGGUGUCCGAGGUCCGCGAGCCCGGGACGAAGACGAGGAUCUGGCUCGGCAGCUUCGAGACGCCCGAGAUGGCCGCCGCCGCCUACGACGUGGCGGCAUUGCACUUCAGGGGGCGCGGCGCCCGGCUCAACUUCCCCGAGCUGAUGGACAGCCUCCCUCGCCCCGCAGGCCCCAGCGCCGAGGACGUCCGUGCGGCCGCUCACGAGGCGGCGGCGCGGCUGAGGCUGGCUCCCGCGGCACCGGCGCAAUCCCAGGACAUUGGUGGCGGCAGCAGCUCGGCUGGCUCUAAUCCGGCGCCGCUCACCGUGAGGCUCUCGCCGAGCCAAAUCGAAGCGAUCAACGAGUCGACCCUGGAUUCUCCAAAGAUGUGGAUGCAAAUGGGGGAGGAUCUUCUGGCGCCCGGAUGCUCUAACGACGAUGUCGAAGAGGAUGACUUUGAAGAUUCUCUCUGGGAUCUCUAACACGCUAUCCUUUUCACCCACUAACUAAAUUUCUAUUACAUUUCUAGCACGUACUUCAUACACACAAGAAUCUGGUAUACUUCCGCAUGCAUGCAUGAAAAACACCUUCAGAGCUUUACUAUCUACGUACUUUGACCUACCCUCAGGUAACCCCCAAAAAAAAAAAAAACAGAGUGUGUUCUUUUUUCUCUUCGUUUUCUUUCAAGUUCGUCCUAAAAAGAAAGCUGGUAUUCUUCAACUUAUGCUGCUGCAUUUUCCCCAUUCUUCUGGUUCAAAACAGUAAACAGCAAACAGCAAACGUGGUGAUUGUUUUUGAACUCACCAGUCCCAUUCAAUAAGAGAAACUUUUAACCAUUUUCCAAGAAAGAACUGCAUGGCUCUCAGGUCUCCACAUUGAAUGAAUGCUUGUAGGGUCCGUCCAGGUGUUGAUCUCCAAGGCAAGAUCGGAUUGGGCCGUGGAAAGUGGAGCCAAGAAGAGUGCUUGGCGGGUCAUCCCCCCCCUUCGAAAUUGACUAUAGAAA
Molecule: messenger RNA, 1117 nt
Organism: Syzygium oleosum
Lineage: Eukaryota; Viridiplantae; Streptophyta; Magnoliopsida; Myrtales; Myrtaceae
Product: ethylene-responsive transcription factor ERF021-like
Exons: 1
Coding region: 60-596 (178 amino acids)
Biological process (GO): regulation of DNA-templated transcription
Molecular function (GO): DNA binding; DNA-binding transcription factor activity
Source: RefSeq, a predicted model, not a curated record